Molecule: messenger RNA, 5712 nt
Organism: Protopterus annectens (West African lungfish)
Lineage: Eukaryota; Metazoa; Chordata; Ceratodontiformes; Protopteridae
Gene: APAF1
Product: apoptotic peptidase activating factor 1
Exons: 27
Coding region: 357-4034 (1225 amino acids)
Biological process (GO): apoptotic signaling pathway; regulation of apoptotic process
Cellular component (GO): apoptosome
Molecular function (GO): ADP binding; protein binding
Source: RefSeq, a predicted model, not a curated record
UGCAACUAGCGCUAUUUAGGUUUUCGUAGUAAGUAGCAAGUGAUUGGCUAAAAGGGACCCGGAAGAGAGGAUCUGUAAAAACUAAAAUAAUGUGGAACCAGGAAGCGUAUAUUUAAAAUAUUUUGUCUUAGUUCCUAGACAGGUAACUAAUGAUUUAAAAAUUCCCUGACAGUCAGGUCUGUCGAGUGUUGGAUUUGUGCACUGUCUUCUGCCACUCUUUCCAGUGGCCAGUGCAGCUGGCAUGAUCUCACGACAAGAUUUAUAAACAGACGUUGCAGCUGGUGGCUGGCGAGCUGUAAUAGUAGAAGUUGGUGAGGAAAGCUUCCUUAUAUCUCAGUCAUUAAGUGUCGUAAACAAUGGAUGAGAAAGCACGGAGCUGUUUGUUGCAGAACCGUUACACACUGGAACGGGACAUCAAGACAUCAUACAUUAUGGAUCACAUGAUCAGUGAUGAAGUUCUAAAACCACAUGAAGAGCAGAAAGUCCGUGCUUUGGCUACACAAAGGGAACGGGGAGCAAUGCUUAUAGAUAUAAUCUUGAAAAAGGAUAACUAUGCCUUCAUAUCCUUCUAUAAUGCCUUGCUUCAUGAGGGGUACAAAGAUCUUGCUGCUGUUCUUCAGGAUUGCAUUCCUCUUAUUUCUCCUGAACCUGAGAAAGGCAUUCUGGAUGGAGUGACACCAUACGAUUCUUUCCCUGGAGGAGUACACUGGUUGUCUGUUGGGAAACAAGACAAAGCUGGGCUGCUGUUAAAACUCCAGAAUCUGUGCAUCCGUCUAGAAAAUGAUUCCCAGUUGUCCCAGAGACCACCAAUUAAUAUAGAAGAGGCAAGGGACCGUCUGCGUUUGUUAAUGGUGCGGAAAUACCCAAGGUCACUUUUGAUUCUGGAUGAUGUUUGGGACAGCUGGGCACUGAAAGCCUUUGAUAUUCAGUGUCGAGUUCUGAUAACUAGCAGGAACCGGACUGUGGCUGAGUCAGUGACUGGCAAACGGUACUCAGUCCAUGUAGAGGAAGGAUUGUCACAUGGCAAAGGACUGGAAGUAUUAGCCCGUUUUGUAAACAAAAAAACAAAAGAAUUGCCAGAACAAGCACAUAACAUUGUGAAUGAAUGCAAAGGGUCACCUCUCGUUGUCUCUCUCAUUGGUGCUCUUUUAAGAGAGUUCCCUCAUCGCUGGGAGUACUACCUCAGACAGCUACAGAAUAAGCAGUUCAAAAGAAUCCGCAAAUCUUCUUCAUACGACUAUGAGGCCUUGGACGAAGCCAUGUCAAUAAGUAUUGAUGUGUUAAAUGAUGACCACAAGGAGUAUUACAAAUUUCUUUCUGUUUUGGAAAAAGAUGUUAAAAUUCCAGCUAAGGUGUUGUCUCUUUUGUGGGACAUGGAAACUGAAGAUGCUGAAGAUGUGUUACAGGUGUUUGUUAACAAAUCUCUCUUGUCCUGUGAUCGCAAUGGCAACUCAUUCCUUUAUUAUUUACAUGAUCUGCAGUUGGAUUUCCUGACAGAGCAGAACCGUAACAGACUACCUGAACUUCAUUCAAAGAUGGUCCGUCAGUAUCAGAAGUAUUAUAAAGAGAACCCUCCAGGGCCAGAAGAAGAGGAUUGUAUGUACUGGUACAACUUCCUUGCUUACCACAUGGCCAAGGGUAAUAUGCACAAGGAACUCUACCAGCUCAUGUUCUCGUUGGAUUGGAUUAAAGACAAGACUCAGCUGAUGGGGCCUGCUCAUCUUAUUAGUGAAUUUGUCGAAUAUCAGCAUAUACUGGAUUUAGAGGACAAAUUUGUUCGUAACAACUUCCAGGAAUUUUUGUGUUUGAAUGGACACCUGCUGGCCCAGAAGCCAUUGCCUGAUAUCUUUCAGCUAGGCCUUUGUCAGCCAAACUCAUCUGAAGUGUAUCGCCAAGCCAAACUGCAGGCUGAAAAGGCAGUAGAGAAAAGAGCAUUUUAUGUUGAUUGGAUAAAUCGAAACAGUUUACAGAGCCUCUGUCGUAUGGUUUUCCGUCCUCACGCAGACACUGUUUACCAUGCCUGCUUUUCACAGGAUGGGCAAAAGAUUGCUUCCUGUGGAUCUGACAGAACAGUACAGGUUUUCAGAAGCGAUUCUGGAGGUAAAUUCCUUGAAAUCAGCGCUCAUGAUGAUACAGUGUUGUGCUGUGAUUUUUCAGCAGAUGACAAGUUACUUGCCACAUGCUCAGCAGAUAAAAAGGUGAAGGUUUGGAAUUCAUUGACAGGUAAACUGCUCAGAAUAUACGACGAACACUUGGAACAGGUCAACCACUGUCAGUUUAACAACACAGAAGGCACAGUUUUAUUGGCAACCUGUUCUGAAGAUACAUAUGUGAAGCUUUGGGACCUUGACCGAGAGUGCAGCCGCAACUCAUUGAUUGGCCACACCAAGUCUGUCAACCACUGCAGAUUCUCACCUGAUGAUAAAUAUUUAGCCAGCUGUUCAGUGGACGGAACACUAUGGCUGUGGGAUGUUUCUUCUGCUAAUUCUUGGAAAACAAUCAAUGUGGAAGAAGCCUUUCGAGCUACUGAAUCUGAUUGUGAUGAAGUGGAAGUGUUCGUGAAAUGUUGUGCAUGGUCAUCAGAUUCAGAACGAUUAAUGGCAGCAACUAAGAAUAUUAUUUUUAUCUUUGAUGUCACGACAGGAAACCUGUUGUCAGAAAUUAAGACGAGUCGGCACAGCACCAUUCAAUAUUGUGACUUCUGUCCUGUUAGCCAACUGAUAGCAGUAGCUUUAUCCCACUUUUCUAUUGAGUUGUGGAAUGCUGAAUCCUGUAAAAGAGUGGCGGACUGUAAGGGACACUUAAGCUGGGUUCACUCUGUGAGGUUUUCACCUGAUGGAGCAAGACUUCUUUCUGCUUCUGAUGACCACACAGUGCGGCUCUGGGAAGCUAACAAAGUUUAUGGAUCCUCAUCUGUGUCACUGAAGCGUGAAGUGGAUGUGUUAUUUCAACAUAAUGACAUCAUUGUUUUGGCUCCUGACAGCAGAAACCAAGUCCAGCUAAUUGAUGGUAUAAAGGGUGAAGUGUUGGGUCAGAGUGAGCCCCAGAAUGCUCGUAUUCGAAGCUGCUGUAUUCAUAGAAGUGGCCAGCUUGCAAGCUUGGGUUGUCAGGAUGGUACUGUAAAGGGAGGCAUCAAAUCCGCAAAGCAGGUCCUGAAGAAUAUUGGUGUAUGGACCCUGCAGAUCCUGACACCCCUGGAAAGUUGUUUAAUAGCAGUAGGACUAGACAGUGGAACAGUCAAGGUCUUAGACAUGCCUAGUGGUCAGACUCGUGGAACUACAAAACACCAUACCAAAUCUGUACAGUGCUGUCAGUUUACCCAGGAUGGCCAGCAUGUCAUUACCAGUUCAGAUGAUGGAACAAUACAGGUGUGGAACUGGGAGACACAGGCCUCCAAUAUGUUAAUAGGACACAAGGAACCAGUAAAGAAUUUCAAACUUCUGAGGAACUCACAACUUCUGUCAUGGUCUUUUGAUGGAACAGUUAAGGUCUGGGACUUAAACACCAGUGAAAUUAUACAAGAUAUUGUAUGUCAUAGUGAAGCCAUUCUCUCCUGUGAUGUCAUUCCAGAUGGAUCAAAGUUUGCCUCUGUGUCAGCUGACAAGACCGCCAAGAUCUGGAGUUUUGAAGGUGCUGCCUGUCUUCAUGUACUCAGAGGCCACAAGAGCUGUGUACGAAGCUGCAGGUUUUCAUGGGAUGCCCAGUACUUGGCAACCGGUGAUGAUGAUGGGGAAAUAAGGGUUUGGAAUGUUAAUAGUGGUUCUUUAUGCCACAUAUGUCCUCAGGAAUGUGGGGAAUCGGUAGAGUCUCGACAUGGUGGCUGGGUCACAGACCUGCAUUUCUCUCCUGACAGUAAGAUACUUAUGUCUGCUGGAGGAUUUAUAAGGUGGUGGAAUGUUGAUACAGGAGUGCUGCUCCAGACAUUUUACACAAUUGGAUCAUACCUGAAAAAAAUGCACGUGUCAUCGAACUUCCAAACCUAUGUCACUAUUGAUAAUAAUGGCAUCCUUUAUGUUCUGAAGCGGAUUGAGUGAAGCUAUGUAGUUUCUCGCAGCACAAUCAUGGUUCUUAGUGAAAGUGUCAUCCAGAUGACAUUGUAUGAAAAAGAGAAAUUCAACUUUUGGUGCACAGAACUCUACCAAAUAUGUAUUCCAGUAUUGUGUUCACCUUGUUUACAUUUUUUUCAAAAGUAAAACUGAGCCAAGGUACUAUUGUUUAUCAAGUACCUUAUAAACUGCAACACCAAAAUGGUAGGUAAUAAUGCGAAUCAUAAAUGCAGUCAUGUUGGCCCAGUAUUGAGAUGGGCUGAGUCCUAGAAGAAAAAUAAGGUAUAAUGUAUAGACCAGAUCAUUGUUUGAAAUUCACAGAGAGAAGAAGGAAUUGUCAAUUUUAAAUGGCGUUACUUUUUUGUGAUCAGUGGUGUUGCUGGAAAGAGAGCAUUCAUCUACUUAUAUGUGCAGCUGAUCAGGUUGUUAAUAUACAUAAGCUCUUCAUUGUGGUAGUAGUUGUAGAAAUGUAAUUUUUUGUUUUAAUGAAAUACAGUCUUUUGCCUGUUAAGCGCAACUAAUGAGGGCAGUAAUGUGGAUGUAACAACUUGAUCUGUGUGUGUGUGUGCAAAGAACCACAUAUUCACAUGGAUGUAGUUUGAAAGUUUUCUUUUGUGGUAGAAUAUUCUGCCGUUUAAUCACAUUCAUUAGUUGUACCACCAUGAUCAGUGAUUCAGUAUUUUCAUAGAGACAAGUUCUUAACUUGUAUUUAUAAUGUUCUCAACAAUUAGCAAUUUUUAAUACAGAAUAACCUGCACACCAUAUCCUUAAUAAUGUAUAGCCAUUCAUUCAUUUCAUAAUAAUUGCUUUAUCCUGUUCAAAGUGUCAGUGGAACUCGAGCCUAUCUGGACUAGUCAGUUGUGAAGGGGAAGCCAGACUAUCAAAGGAUGUAAGCAAAUGUACAUGCAUCUAUAGUCAAUGUAGGGGAAUCACCAAAUUAUCUUUCAGCAUGCCUGGAUAUGAUGUAAGAGAGAACAAGAGAUAACAUUAAAAUCAACACAGGCACAGGAGACAUGAGCAGAGUUCCCAGAGAAGGUAACCUGGCCAGCAACUGAACCGGAAACAUGCUUUGUUUCAUUCUGUGAACAGGAUAGCUCAAUAGUUUGAGAAUGAAAUGAAAAUUUGCUUAAAGUCCAAAUGAUAUACUGUGUCAAAGAAAGUUGCUGAGCUGCUUGCUGCAUUUCUGAAGCUAACAAACUGAUCUAGUAGUUUUUUUUCCCCUCAAAAAUGUUUGUUUCUUAUCAGAAGACUUUAGUUUGGUAGUGUUUUGAAAAAAGACGAAAAAAAUCAAAACUUCUACUUUUUAUUACACAGGAUCCUUUCAUUAGAAAUUAGUUUUAUUUCCAUUUGUUUUUGCAGUAAAUAUUUGUUAAUAUUUUAUAAAUUGUUUUAUCCCAUUCUCGCUUACACAUGGGCACUUAUGGUACUCACUGAUCCUAGUUAACAGUUCCUUUUAUAGUGAGUACUAAUGUUUCUUUAUUAAAUGCUGUCUGGAACAACAUCCUGAGCUGCUGCUACAUAUGUUUUAAGAAGUCAAACUUUGUGGCAGACUUGAAAAAUGAGUAACAAAACAAACUAUAACAGUAAAACAUAAAAUGGCCAGGAUACAGCUUUUGUUUGUCUUUCGGCUUUUCCCGGUUAGGGGUCGCCACAGUGGAACUCCAGU